Messenger RNA from Caenorhabditis remanei, 312 nucleotides. RefSeq lists its product as uncharacterized. The record is from RefSeq and is a predicted model, not a curated record. The transcript has a single exon. The coding region runs from base 1 to 312 and encodes 103 amino acids. Lineage: Eukaryota; Metazoa; Nematoda; Chromadorea; Rhabditida; Rhabditidae.
AUGUUUCGAAAAGCCGUUUUCGCUCUGUCCAUUCCAGUGUUCAUACAAUACUAUUCUAUCGCGUUCUUAGUUUUGGCUUGGGAGUCCUCAUGUGAUUGUAGUUUUUGCUCUCUGAAGGGAUGGAAUAAUGACGGAUGCUUCGCCACGUACAUCUAUGGUGAAUUCUCUGCUUUCCCGUUUACUUAUCACAACAGUCAUCGAUUGUUGCUCAUAUCAAGUAAAUCAACUCUAACAACAUCGAAAACGACAAUCCAGGAGAGCCGUUACGGAUUUCCGAUCGUUCGGCAAACUGAAGCUGAUUCGAGAACUUGA